ACCUUAUCCUCACAAAACCCCCCACCCAAAAUUCACGAACUCCCGCACAAACCAAAACACAAACACUGCAUCUGCAACAAUGGCGACGAAGAAGGAGAUGGAAGUCGUGAAGGGCCUGGAUGUGCAGCGCUACAUGGGGCGGUGGUACGAGAUUGCCUCCUUUCCGUCGCUGUUUCAGCCCAAGAGCGGCGAGAACACGCGGGCGACGUACACUCUGAAAGAAGACGGCGCCACCGUGAAUGUUUUGAACGAGACUUGGACCGACGGGAAGAGGGGGUUCAUCGAGGGCACCGCCUACAAGGCUGACCCGGCGAGCGACGAGGCGAAGCUGAAGGUGAAGUUUUAUGUGCCUCCAUUUCUGCCGAUCAUUCCUGUCGUUGGGGAUUACUGGGUUUUGUUCAUCGAUGAGGAUUAUCAGUAUGCGCUGAUUGGCCAACCUAGCAGGAAUUAUCUUUGGAUAUUGAACCGGCAGCCAUAUCUGGAUGAAGAAAUAUACAACCAGCUGGUUCAGAGGGCGGCGGACGAGGGUUACGACGUGAGCAAACUCCACAAGACGCCGCAGAGCGAGACUCUGCCGGAGGCGGAAGAAGGCCCCAAAGACACCAAGGGCAUCUGGUGGUUCAAAUCCAUCUUCGGAAGAUAGUGAAAAUCUGAUAGCACCAGUCCUACUCCGGUAGAAGUAACAUGUAUGGGGGUUUUGUGAUGUCUGUAUUUGAAAUAAGAAAGACAGAUUUACUCUAGCAGCGACGUCGUAUUGUCGUUUUGUUAAUUAUGUUCUUGUACUGUUAUUAUGCACUAAAGUUUCCUUCAGGUUGGUUUUAUUA
Molecule: messenger RNA, 824 nt
Organism: Pyrus x bretschneideri (Chinese white pear)
Lineage: Eukaryota; Viridiplantae; Streptophyta; Magnoliopsida; Rosales; Rosaceae
Product: temperature-induced lipocalin-1-like
Exons: 2
Coding region: 80-643 (187 amino acids)
Source: RefSeq, a predicted model, not a curated record